AUGCUAAUCUUUGAAUGGCGGAGACGUUUCCGCCAAUAUUUUCGUUCUCCUCCUAGUUCUACUGCUACAUAUAAAAAAGUAAGUUUUUGUUAACGGUUUCAUUUUUAGAUUUAUGAAAAAUGUCAAACUUUAAAGAAGACGUUUUAAAGUUAUUCAUUUUGACAUAAAUAAUAUUCUAAAUUACGUUGUAAAUGGAUAUCUUAAGUAUAAUGCAACAUUUCUUUCAGGCUGCAAAAAAUAAACUCCUGUUUACCUUUGUUGUGUUUGCUAUCGGCUGGCAUUUAGCUGGUGAUACUGUCAUGGAUUACUUGUUCUUCAAAAAGGACGAGGAAACUGGCGAACUUAUCUUCAUUCCCCCUAUCAAAGCUCGACAAGAACGUAUUCGUCUUGGCCGAGAAUACGAUAAGGAGACUUUGCCUGUUUCUCAACAAAAGUUUGCCUUUGAUGCCUAG
Molecule: messenger RNA, 452 nt
Organism: Bursaphelenchus okinawaensis
Lineage: Eukaryota; Metazoa; Nematoda; Chromadorea; Rhabditida; Aphelenchoididae
Source: the annotation of a GenBank genome assembly